AUGGCGGCUACUGUCACAGAUGACCAUGUCCCUGCAGACUCGCUCUCGUUCCAACCGCAGGUCAUACCCUCAAGUGUCCGAGGCAUUGUCACGCCUAGCAGCAACAACACCACCACCAACGCCAAACCCUUGGACCUCCCGACUCUUCACACCCUGAUUGAACGUUACGCUCCCAUCCUCAAACUCCACCAGGACGAACAAUUCCUCCCGACCUCCAUCGAAGACUUUCUCUCGCACUGCACGUUGGUUGACAAGAAGUCACCCGCCGUCAAAGUCCGGUCUCCUAGUGUAUCCCAACUGCCCACGAAAGGUGAAGACCACCAAUUCUACCUCGAGCUCUCACCGGACGGCAAGCCGGGCCGCCUCGAACUCGCAAAGACCUACGUCCACGCCCUCUGGCAGCCCGGCAGCCCCCACACGGACCUCCAAUUCUGGUUCUUCUACGCCUACAAUGGGCCCGGGUCCUUGCACGUCGGCGGACUCGUCCUCGACACGCCCACGACCUCCGGAGACAUCGACCUGGCCCCCAUGGGCGAACACGUCGGUGAUUGGGAGAUGGCAAUGCUCCGCGUCGACAACGCUUCACACAGCCUGAAUUCGAUCUGGCUCUCCCAACACAGCCGGGGCCAAUUCUUCACCCACGACGCCAUCCCGGCUUCCUUCACGUUCCAAGGCACUCGCCCCGUCAUCUACGCCAGCCGCAACGGACACGCCAACUACGCGGCCGUGGGGCCCAACAAGUCCGAGUACCGCAAGAUAGGUGGUGUUCCCGUGGGGUUGGAUUUCUUCAUCCGAAACGACACGACCGUUGGCGGUGCGGGAAAGAUUUUGGACUGUGCAAAACACUACGAGCUCGUGUCUGGAGGUUGGAUUGGCGGCGGCGUCGUCGUCGAGCCGGCGUGGGUCUCCUGGCCGUUCCGCUGGGGACCAGAGGGCACGUCGACGCACUUGACCAGUGUGGCCGUCGCCGAGAUCGUGAGGAAAGCGUUGGGUGAUGAGUUGGCCAAAUUCUGUCCGAUCAGUGUCUUGACCGUGUUGGCCAGUGAGAUUCUUCCUCAUUUCGUCAAGGGAGACAUCAAUGGUCCGACGUCGCCUGGGAAACAUGGGAGUUGGAACGGUGUCUAUCCUGUAUAUUGA
Exophiala oligosperma is the source of this 1137-nucleotide messenger RNA. RefSeq lists its product as uncharacterized. The coding region runs from base 1 to 1137 and encodes 378 amino acids. The transcript has a single exon. Lineage: Eukaryota; Fungi; Ascomycota; Eurotiomycetes; Chaetothyriales; Herpotrichiellaceae. The record is from RefSeq and is a predicted model, not a curated record.